GCCAGUUUUAUAAAUUUCAAAGAACGUGGAAUCUGUGGAAUGAGCAGAAAAGAGGAAUUGUAUGCGGUUUGUCCGUUGCUUGUACCACAAGACAGAAAUGAAAUGACUUAUGAUGGUUUUAUUAACAUAUAUGAUAAGACAUAUAGAUUAUGCAUUGCAAGGAAAAAUACAGAUUCUUUGAAAAGCAUUAGCCUCAGUUGCAGUUGGAGAUUGUGGAACAUUUUACAUCCUUAUAAAGAUGCCAUUAAACAUAAGCUGAAUCAGUGUGAGAAUCUUGCAUCAUUUCUAGUUGACUUUAAAAAUCUUACAGAAAAGUUAGUGAAAUGUAAUCAAGAUGAGCAUAUGAAGAAGUCCUUGCCUCUACACGUAUAUUCAUUGUUGAUGAGUGAACUUGAAGCAAUUGGUUGGGACAAGUUGAUGUUUGUCAAUGAGUUAUUUAAUGUUAUCAAACUAAAGGCAAGAGAUAUAAAAAAUCGAGAACAUGUCAUAACAAUUCAUAUUUUACAAGAGUAUCCCAACACAUCCCCUGUGUGUUCUGUAGAUCUACCACAACCAUUUCAUAUAAAGGACACAAGUAAUGAGAGUCCUGUGAAAGAUAUUUACACAACGUUUUGUAAGGUCAUUGACAAAUACCAAGAAUUCUGGAAUGUCAUGGAUGAAAUUGAUGAAAAAUGUUGGGUUCUUGAGCCAGAAAAUCCUAAAAGAGCGGACACUUUUAGACGCAUUGCUCUUGGUAGUAAUGCAUCCCUUUUGGUGAAAAUGAAUGUCUGUCAUGUGAAAGGCAUUCCAGAAUGUCAUUUUCUAGGGCCAGAUAGUCUCAUUGCAAACUUUAGACAAAACUUGUACAAAAAUCUUCAGGAUUGGAACGAUGAAAAAGAUAUUUUAGAGAAUAUGGAGAAUGUUCUGCUGACUAAAUUUCCUUCCCGUCAAACUAUGAAGAAAGAGGACUUCAACAUGGAAUGUGGUAUAUGUUACUCCUAUAGAUUAAAUGACGUCAUCCCCGAGAGUGCUUGCAAUGAUUCAAGAUGUGGACAACUAUUUCAUACUUCCUGCUUGUACGAGUGGCUACGAGGACUGUCAUCUUGUCGGCAAAGUUUCAAUAUCAUAUUUGGGGAAUGCCCAUAUUGUAACAAGCCAAUCACGGUCAAAGUCAAGUAAAGAACUGACCAACUCCUUACUAAAGCAAGUUGAUAUAAUAGAAUUGUUUGAAGCCCAGCGAGACCUAAAGCCCAUCCAGAUAAAGGUGUAAUGAAAGGUUUACAAGGAGUUACAACAGAUUGCAGUUUUUGAGAGUUCAUGAAAAUUGACUGAUUUUUCACUUUCAAAUUGAAAUAUUAUGACCAAUACCAAAAGUAUGGGAAAUAUUUUGUUGCCGUAUCCUUAUAAAUAUAGUAAUCUUGUCAUUAGCAGUUUUGCAUUAGAAAUCAAAAUUGACUAUCAGAA
This is a messenger RNA of Xenia sp. Carnegie-2017, 1443 nucleotides long. RefSeq names its product E3 ubiquitin-protein ligase FANCL-like. The transcript has 16 exons. Gene Ontology annotation, biological process: protein monoubiquitination; interstrand cross-link repair. Gene Ontology annotation, molecular function: ubiquitin protein ligase activity. Gene Ontology annotation, cellular component: Fanconi anaemia nuclear complex; nucleus. The record is from RefSeq and is a predicted model, not a curated record. Bases 40 to 1158 code for a protein of 372 amino acids. Lineage: Eukaryota; Metazoa; Cnidaria; Anthozoa; Malacalcyonacea; Xeniidae.